This is a messenger RNA of Mycetomoellerius zeteki, 2623 nucleotides long. RefSeq names its product bromodomain-containing protein DDB_G0270170. NCBI's taxonomy places the organism in Eukaryota, Metazoa, Arthropoda, Insecta, Hymenoptera, Formicidae. The record is from RefSeq and is a predicted model, not a curated record. Bases 149 to 2623 code for a protein of 824 amino acids. The transcript is spliced from 5 exons.
ACAGGCAGGAGAGGCGGGCUCGGUCCAGCUCGCUCUCAGUGGAAGACAAUCUGGCAAGCUUGUCAAUAAGAUCCUUUAGUAAUCGUGGAUCAAACAGAUCCAGGAAAAUUUCCCAUCAAAAUUCAACUAGUAUAAUUUAUAUCGAACUAUGUGUAUAUAUUCUUCGUAUUCGAGGGGUGCGAUGCUGCGGCAACAGUGCGACAUAACUGUCGCACGAGGGUUAUUUAAUUUUAAAUCCCGAAGGAAUUUAUUUGUCGCAUCCGCCUUGCAAAUUAACGAGAAGACUGUUGGCGGACGAGAUGGAUUCUUCAUUUGGUUGAAAGACAUCUUUAAUAAAUCCGCAGAGGAUAAAAGCCGCAAAGCUGACAUCACGAUCGUCGAUCGUGCAGCAACGGCAACAACAUUCAAUCGAUCAGAAAUGCGGCUGGUGAACUCUUCAGACAAGGUCGACGUCGUUAAUCAAAAACUGGCUAACUUUUGCACGGCGCGAUCGACGACGAAGUUCGAGUAUGGGAACAUCCGUGCUGAGAAGCGUGACGCGGAGAACGGCGGACGUGCGUACACGAUUCAACAGUCGGCAAUCUACACUACGUCGCAGUCGAAUCGUUUUGCGGCUGGAAAAACUUUCGAACGCGGGAUAGAACCUGACUCCUCAUGGCGCGAUCCUGGCAAGAUGUAUCGAUCUGAGAGAAACUGCGGCGCGAUCGAAUUUGCGGCAAGAGACGAUCUCGAUGUGGCCUCGCAUUAUCGUUGUUACACGAGCCCGAGACACUGUUAUCGCCUGCCACCGCAGCGGACAAAACAGCCGCUGAUGGGAUUGUGCGUCCCGAAUAGAUACAUCGGCAUGCCAACGCGCGCACUCGUGGGUUUCGCUCCUAGGAACACAAAGCCACCCAUCAAAGAGCCUAACGCGCCCGAAAAGCGCGAGAAAAAGGACGAGAAGAAGGACAAGAAGGAAAAGAAGAAGCCGGUAAUACGUAUGGACGGCGAAUCCGUCGAUAGUAGCGAGAAUCAAGCGAAGAUGGUGGCGGACGAUAACCCGAGGAAUGACCCCGACGCAACGUUUCGUUACGAGUGGGGCGUGAACGAUAACGAUAAGUUCGCCGAAAAGGGCCAGCAAUACGUCACGAAGCGGCUUUGGGGAGUGAACUUGAAACAACCGAACCCGGAUAUCGCUUCGCCGGCGACCACGAGUUCUGAGCGAGGCGCGCAGAAUCCUCGAAACGCCUCUUCGAACUUCGAGAGUGGCGAUACCACAGCCGAUGGAGCAAAGACCGAUGUUGUCCCAACGUCGAACCUGAAGGGUACAACAGCGGACUAUCUCUCGACUUCGUCGCGUCAGACCGACUCGAGCGACAAUAUUAUUGCAGUGCAACAAGAUAGCAAUGAUACGAGCUCGUACAUGAAUUCUAAAGAGCUCCGAAAAAUCAUGAGGACAUCGCCGAACAUAUUGAAGGAGACGAUAGUCGUAGAUGAAGAGUACAACGUUCCAGAAGGAGCGGAUCUGGACACCGAGAUCAAAGCCUGGCGGAAUCUCGUGGCGAGAUCAGCCCCGGAAGUCAAAGAGAAUUAUUUAUCGUCCGACGAGGAGAACCUGGAGAACCUGGUAUCUAUCCGUCCGGAAGCGCCACAGCCGAAGUUGGACGUGCGAAUUGUAAGAUCCAUCGAGGACGACUUAAAAGACAAAGAGCAGCAGGACUCUGGAUACACAUCUCCGAAAUCUGUAAAGAUUAAACAAAUUGGAUCACCACAGAGACCGAACGGUUACUUUACCGGUAAGAAACUGCACACUAUGAGCACGCAGAUUCGUUAUAUACAUAUAAAUAAUAUCACCCAGCGACAUAUUGGAUUAUUUUUAAACAACUUUGUUCCUGUCAAUAAAACUACGCAAACAAAAUAUCCAGGACUCGCGUCAGCCUUUUCUACAAAUCCUGAAGAUUCCGUGCCAAAGAAGGUAAUCGAUGAAGCAUCGAAGAAUGAACAACAGAUAGAAUCGAAGAAUCAAAAUGAGAGAGAAUGUAACGAUUCUGAUUCGAAUAAUACGCCAAAUAGCAACCAACCUUAUUUAACUGUAGAAUCUCAAAGACUUUCAAGUAACGAUGAAGAGCAAGCGGACGCUGAUCUCGCAGAGACGCUAAACAAGAUCGCGGACAAGGAAAUGGAAAUUUCUAUGAACCAGCAAACUAUUGAUCAUAAAAAGGUUACUCAUUGUUCAAAUUCUUCUGAAUUUACGCAAAAGGAUAACUCUCGUUAUAAAGACGAAGACGCACAGGAGGAAACGGAACGUUACGAAAAAUUACAUGUUAAUUACGUGGACUCACACGACAAAGGCUCUACAUGUGUCAAUUUCAUAAAUCAAUCAACUAAUAACGAAUCGGACGCGAUCAAAUCGGACGCGAUCAAAUCGACCAAGGAAGAUUCGAACAACAAUAAUUCUACCUUUGACUCAAACGUGAAGGACGCAGACGACGAUCUGAGCAAGAAAGGCAUCACCGAUGGCGAUUAUGUACGAUUACCCGGUGAUCCUUAUCCUUACAGCAGGGAAAAUCUAGAAAAAUGGCACGUGCCACGUUCCAGAAAUCUCAUCUAUAAGUCGUGGAAGCGAAAAAUGUCCCGCACCUGA